This is a messenger RNA of Ramularia collo-cygni, 627 nucleotides long. RefSeq names its product related to GrpB domain protein. The record is from RefSeq and is a predicted model, not a curated record. The coding region runs from base 1 to 627 and encodes 208 amino acids. Lineage: Eukaryota; Fungi; Ascomycota; Dothideomycetes; Mycosphaerellales; Mycosphaerellaceae. The transcript has a single exon.
AUGGAACCCACCGUGGAGGAAAUACUCAAACACACGGAAUUCGACCCAUCGAUAGUCCAACGAGUCGCCAACCGCAAAGUCAAAGUCCCAAUAGCCAUCGUCCCUCCCAACCCAUCCUGGCCAGCGCACUUCGCACACAUCAAGUCCAUCAUCACCACUGCUCUACCUCCUUCAACCGCCUUAUGUAUCUCCCACGUUGGCUCAACUUCAGUCCCCAAUCUUCCAGCCAAAGCAGUCAUCGACAUCGACCUGACAAUUUCCAACCCCGUCGCUGAAGAAAACUAUGUGCCAGCUCUGGAGCGUGCAGGCUUCCAGUUUCUAUUCCGUGAACCGGAAUGGUGUCAACAUCGCUUCUUCGUUAUGAAUGAGCCGUAUCAUUGCAAUCUACAUGUUUUCCGCCCUGGRGCUGCUGAGCUUGUGAGGCACUUGAUCAUGAGGGAUUGGCUGAUUAGUUGUGAGGCGGAUAGAGAAUUGUAUGCGAGUGUUAAGAUGGGAGCUGCUGAGAUUAGUGCGAGGCUGGGUGAGACGCAAGUGGAGUAUAACUCGAGGAAGCAGCAAGUUAUUCGGCAGAUUCUGGAGAGGGCUUUUCGUGCAAAGGGGUAUUUGGCAACCAAGAUUGAGGGUUGA